GCAAGCUUGCCUUCGUCCUUCGACGUCCACCUUCAGACACAGGCACAUUCUAUCACUAUGGCUGUGGCAGCACCAACAAAGGAAGCUCUACUGUCUUUGUACUCGUCUACUCUCCGCACAUCGCGAGUGUUCAGCUCAUACAAUUUCCGCGAAUAUUUCGUGAGGCGAACGAAGAGUCAGUUCCGGGAGAUUCAAGAUGAGACUGACUCUGCGAAAAUCUCCGCAUUUUACAAUGAGCGGGUCAAGGAGCUCCAAGUGCUCAAGCGCAGCGCCAUCGUCAACCAGCUGUAUGGCGGCUGGCGCCUUGUCAUCGAGAAGGAUCUUCCCAAGGGAUCCCAGGAGGUCAUGACAAGGUCAGACUCGUGAAGUCAGACCGCGAGAGUAUGGCAGUUCCGUCGUGACUUCAAGAGUAACCCGGGAGUGUUCGUCAGGACUCGGUUGGGGAGGCGCAUGCUUGUGUUCCUAUGGUAUCGUACGGUCGUACUGUUACCUUUGAGAACUGAUGCUCUUCUACUCGGAGACGAGAUGAAUGUAAAACAAUUCCUUGCAGGAGCACGUAAGAGCUCGCUCCAGAC
Phanerochaete carnosa HHB-10118-sp is the source of this 575-nucleotide messenger RNA. RefSeq lists its product as uncharacterized. Gene Ontology annotation, biological process: iron-sulfur cluster assembly. The transcript has 2 exons. NCBI's taxonomy places the organism in Eukaryota, Fungi, Basidiomycota, Agaricomycetes, Polyporales, Phanerochaetaceae. The coding region runs from base 58 to 366 and encodes 102 amino acids. Gene Ontology annotation, cellular component: mitochondrion; L-cysteine desulfurase complex. The record is from RefSeq and is a predicted model, not a curated record.